Messenger RNA from Penicillium cinerascens, 1602 nucleotides. RefSeq lists its product as uncharacterized. NCBI's taxonomy places the organism in Eukaryota, Fungi, Ascomycota, Eurotiomycetes, Eurotiales, Aspergillaceae. The record is from RefSeq and is a predicted model, not a curated record. The coding region runs from base 1 to 1602 and encodes 533 amino acids. Gene Ontology annotation, molecular function: carbohydrate:proton symporter activity. Gene Ontology annotation, cellular component: membrane. The transcript has 4 exons. Gene Ontology annotation, biological process: carbohydrate transport; transmembrane transport.
AUGUCGGACUUCACCCCCAAGGAUGAAAAGGAUGAGUUAAACUCGCGCGGUAACGUCGAGGUCCAUCAUGACGAGGUCUUGGCCAACCCGGAUCUCAUGAACGAUGCCUUCGAUGGAGAGAACCUUGAGCAUGAGAUGGGCGUGUGGACGGCCGUCAAGGCCCACCCCUGGGCCUGUCUGUGGGCCUUCACCAUGUGUUUCACUAUCGUCAUGGAAUCAUUCGACAUGUUCCUGAACGGAAACUUUGUCGCGCAGUCCGCGUUUCAAAGGCGCUACGGUGUCAGUGUUGGCAAUAAUGAAUGGGCCAUCCCGACCAAAUGGCAGAGUGCCCUCUUCCAAUCCGGUCAAUGUGGUGCUUUUGUCGGUGUCUUUUUGUCCGGACCUGUCACCAACCGUCUUGGCUACCGCUGGACAACCAUUUUGGCCCUAAUUUUCAUGAAUGCGACGAUCUUCAUUUCCUUCUUUGCCGACUCACUUACCGUCCUUACGGUUGGACAAGCGUUGGAAGGUGUCCCUUGGGGAUUCUUUAUUGCGAAUGCCCCCGCAUAUGCCAGUGAGGUCGUUCCUCUCGCCCUCCGAGGUGCUUGCACGGCUACUCUGCAAAUGUCUUGGUCUAUCGGUUCAAUUAUUGUCGCCGCCGCCGUCCUUGGCUACAACAAGCGCAAUGAUGAGUGGGCUUGGAGAAUUCCUCUUGCGUUGCAGUGGAUCUUCCCUACCCCUCUCUUAAUCCUCAUCUUCUUCUCCCCCGAAUCCCCUUGGUGGCUCAUUCGUCGUGGACGCAAAAUGGAGGCCCUUCGCUCGAUCAAACGCCUUGGUAGCAAAACCGAGGAGCAAGCUCACAAGUCACUUGCUAUGAUGGAGCGAACCGUUGAGAUCGAAGCUCAAUUAGGCGGAGCCCCUAAUCUGCUCGAUCUGUUGAAGGGUACUGACUUGCGACGAACCAUCAUCACCUGCUUGAUGUACGCUUCGCAGAACUUUGCUGGUAAUCUGAUUGCGAACCAGGCAACCUUCUUCUUUGAGCAAGCCGGAAUCUCUCCAGACAAGGCUUUCCAGCUCAACCUCAUCAACUCAUGUCUCCAGUUCAUAGCCAACGCACUGUCUUGGAUCCUGAGCUCCUGGUUCGGUCGUCGAACCAUCUACCUCUGGGGCACAGCUACCAAUAUCACCCUGCUCUUCAUCCUCGGCAUCUGCGCUUCUAUCCCACAGAGUGUCACGACCAACUACGCUCAGGCCGUUUUGGGAAUCAUAAUCUCUUUCGUGUUUGCUGGUACCCUUGGACCGAUCUCGUACACCAUCAUUUCCGAGACGUCGUCAGUGCGUCUUCGUGCGCUGAGCACCGCUGUUGGACGUGCCGCCUACUACGUUGCCGAGAUCCCCAUGAUCUACCUCGCCUCCAAGAUGCUCAACACCACUGGAUGGAACCUUCGAGGAAAGUGUGGUUACGUCUGGGGAGGUACUGCGUGCGUUUGCUGGCUGAUGGCCUACUUCUUCCUGCCCGAACUUAAGCACCGCUCUUACCGUGAGAGUGACAUUUUGUUCAACCGCAAGGUUGCGGCCCGGAAGUUCAAGUCUACUAUUAUUGAUGUUCGCGAGAACGAGUAA